UAUGCAUCCGAAAUGACAUUUUUAUGACGAUCAACAAAUUUGAUUUUUUAUUUUAGUAAUUAAAUAGAAAAUAAAAUGGGAGAUAAAGCUAAAGCUAAAAACAAAAAGAAAAAGAAAGAGGAAGAGGAAGAUGAGGCACCAAAAUGUGACACACGCAACUAUUCAAGAUAUUACGACACGCCUGAUGGGUGCAACGUGGAUACGAAGAUCAUGGUUGCCAGUCGUUACGGCAUCGUCGCUGGCCUCGUCGCCGGCACUUACGACGUGCUCAUGUAUUCCCACGUCGUUGGUUUGUCUCCCAUAAUUAUGCGGUAUGCUCGCCAUGUAGUUCCUCUUGGCCUCAUGGGCGCUACUUUUGCAGUGGUUGCCAAUGGUAUGCUGCACGCGAGGUAUGCCGAUGACAAGCUUAAUUAUUUUGUUGGAGGUGCAGCCUGUGGACCUCUGGUUGCCUUGUACCUUCGCUCUAAGCACGGGCUGGUUCCUGGCGCGCUGGCCCUCGGGAUGGCAGGGGUGGUGAAGAAGGAAGCAGUUGAUAGAGAAUUCACCUUACUCCCCGCCUUACCCAAUCACAUGAACCUGGUCAACGAGUGGCGACACGACUGGACAAUUAUUCCAGAUCCCCGUGACGAAAUGCGCCACACUUGCGACGACGACUUUGACCUCGAUGAUGAUGACGAUGAAGAUGAAGCACCAGGAGGGAAGAAGAAGAAAAAGAAGAAGAAGAAGAAAAAGAAGAAAAAGGUGUGUUAGAGCGAAACAGAGAGAGAGAGAGAGAGAGAGAGGUCCCGGGAAUAUUCACUUUCCUU
This is a messenger RNA of Spodoptera frugiperda (fall armyworm), 806 nucleotides long. Its product is annotated as NADH dehydrogenase [ubiquinone] 1 alpha subcomplex subunit 11. Lineage: Eukaryota; Metazoa; Arthropoda; Insecta; Lepidoptera; Noctuidae. The record is from RefSeq and is a predicted model, not a curated record. The transcript has 5 exons. Gene Ontology annotation, biological process: mitochondrial respiratory chain complex I assembly. The coding region runs from base 76 to 750 and encodes 224 amino acids.